Molecule: messenger RNA, 1768 nt
Organism: Stylophora pistillata
Lineage: Eukaryota; Metazoa; Cnidaria; Anthozoa; Scleractinia; Pocilloporidae
Molecular function (GO): oligosaccharide binding
Source: RefSeq, a predicted model, not a curated record
AUGGCAAAGAUAGAUGUAAAUCGGCAAGAUUUUAACUUUGUUAUCGAUGAUGAUGUCGUUUAUAACCACAUUCUUGAGGGUCAAGUGUUUCAAAGAUUGACAGUUUCUAGGCCCCCCCAGUGUCACGUGAAGUGCAAAGAUAACUGCCUGUGUGUAUCCUUGAACUAUUUCCCUCAGUCCAAAGAAAGUAAUUGUGAGCUUAACGAUGCUAACAAAUACACGGAGCCAGCGGCAAUGAAAUGGAGAGAUGGAGGAAAUUAUUAUGAUUUGGUGAGAAGCUACACAGUGAAGUGCAUCAACAGAUGCUGCAGCCCCAAUCCUUGUCUCAACGGAGGAGUAUGUCAGGAGAUUUGUGUCACUCACAGCGUCCGGUUUUCCUGUGGCUGUCCUAACAAAUAUACUGGUCAGCGAUGUGAAAAGAUUAAACCGAAUAGUUGUAAGGACAUCGCAAAAUACGGUGCUUCGACUUCAGGAAAGUACGAGAUCUUUGAUUCAAACAAUGAACCCUUUUCUGUCUACUGUGACUUGAAGUCUGAACCAGGCUUUGUAUGGACAAUGAUAGAAUCGUUUUCCUUGGCUGAAAGAAAGACCUUCAUGGAUAAAGGGUUCAACAAAAACUUUGAGUUUGUUAUUGAAAAGGGGAAAGGGAAUUGGAACAGGUACCGACUAUCCUUAUUACAAAUGCAGUCUCUUGCUGAUCAUUCUACACAUCUGAGAGCAACUUGUAACUUUCCUACAGAUGGUCUGCAUUAUGUAGACUACGCACGUGCAAAGCUGACAGAUCACGACAUUUUUGGUAACUGGAACAGAUGUCAGAUGUAUGAAUAUGUUAACAUCCGAGGAAACAAUUGUUCUAAUUGUACCGCCCUGACAAAACAGAACGUAAAUGUACAUUGGCACAUAAAGAGUUACAAAAGCAAAGAAGAAGGAUGUGCAUUUGAUGGAAAACCAGGUGCAAUCAAGGGAGAAAAAAAUUUCGGACAGUAUCUUGAUAUACAAAGGAAUCCAAAUCAUCGUUGCUCGUCAUCAGAUACUUCUACAACGCAGCAUUGGUUUGGAGCUAAAUAUGAUGUAUAAAUUUCUAUGGAUUUAUUUCCUUCUUCAGAAAAGGCAAGCCGGACAACCCAUGUAAGAAACCAUUGGAGCAAGGCUAUGAACCAACUUUGACGUCAUGGAACUUCAAGUGAGUUGCACCUUUGGUGUUAAACUUGAACUGAAUGUUUAAAUCUGUCAGAUAUUAAUACUGACUCUUUAUCACUGAGGAAUGUAAACGUACACGAGAGCUACGUUAUAUGCAACUUAUGAUAUCUUUUCCAUGUUAUCAACGUUGAAUUUUGUGUCUUAAGGCGGUCUCUCUGUGAGCACUUUAAUUUUUAGCCGAUAUCAGGGGGAAAAACUAUGUGCCAUAAAUUUUAAAAUUUUAAAGUGUAAGGGUGAAAGAUGUUCUCGUCUCAGGUAUUGUUGUGAUUACAAACAACCCAAUUAAUCUACCCUCCCCUCUCCUUCCCCAAAAAAAAAGUAAAGAAAGAAAAUGGAUGUGAGGCCGCUCAAUGUGUGAUGGGUGUGUCAGGAGAUUUGUGACACUCACAGGUUUAUCAGAACCUUUCCUGAAAAGUGAAAUAGUCAAAAGUUUAAAGACAUUUAAAAACGGCAUCCUUGCCUUUGUUUAGCUACACUGUCCAAGUCAUUCAACCAUUUUCUCUUUGCUGAUAAUUGAAAAUUAAUUUCGUCUUUUUCAGUUUGAUUAUUAAUAAAUCAAGCUCUAAGU